ACAGGUGUGUCUCCCGGCCUUCAGGCUCUGGGUCUCACUCCCUGCUCAGCCGCCCAGGAGGUCAUCCACCCUGCAGCCCCAGCCAGCCCGAAGGAGACCCGACAAGUGUCCCGCGAUGGAAGCCGCAGACGCCUCCAGGAGCAACGGGGCCAGCCCAGAAGCCAGGGACGCCCGCAGUCCCUCAGGCUCCCACGAUGGCCUGCAGAAUGGCACCAAGGGUGAGGGCAAGGACCCCAAGACCACCAACGGCCACCACGGCGGAGAGGCAGCCGAAAACAAGAGCCUGGGCAGCGCCCUGAAGGCAGGAGAGGGGAAGAGCGCCCUGUUUUCCGGCAAUGAGUGGCGGCGUCCCAUCAUCCAGUUCGUGGAGUCCGUGGAUGACAAGGGCUCCAACUACUUCAGCAUGGACUCUGCGGAAGGCAGGAGGUCGCCCUACGCGGGGCUCCAGCUGGGGGCCAAGAAGCCUGCCGUCACUUUCGCUGAGAAGGGGGAGCUGCGCAAGUCCAUCUUCUCGGAGCCUCGCAAGCCCUCAGUGUCCAUCGUGGAGCCGGGCGAGACCCGGCGGAACAGCUACCCGCGGGCCGAGUCCAGCCACUUGCUGCGGUCCAAGUCCGCCUCGGAGGAGGUGCUGUGCGACUCCUGCAUCGGCAACAAGCAGAAGGCUGUCAAGUCCUGCCUGGUGUGCCAGGCCUCCUUCUGCGAGCUGCACCUCAAGCCCCACCUGGAGGGCGCCGCCUUCCGUGACCACCAGCUGCUGGAGCCCAUCAGAGACUUCGAGGCCCGCAAGUGCCCCCUGCACGGCAAGACCAUGGAGCUCUUCUGUCAAACCGACCAGACCUGCAUCUGCUACCUCUGCAUGUUCCAGGAGCACAAGAACCACAGCACCGUGACGGUGGAAGAGGCCAAGGCUGAGAAGGAGACGGAGCUGUCACUACAGAAGGAACAGUUGCAGCUCAAGAUCAUCGAGAUUGAGGAUGAAGCUGAGAAAUGGCAGAAGGAGAAGGACCGCAUCAAGAGCUUCACCACCAAUGAGAAGGCCAUCCUGGAACAGAACUUCCGGGACUUAGUGCGGGACCUGGAGAAACAGAAGGAGGAAGUAAGGGCUGCACUGGAGCAGCGGGAGCAGGAUGCUGUGGACCAAAUAAAGAUUAUUGUGGAUGCUCUGGAUGAGAGGGCCAAGGUGCUGCAUGAGGACAAGCAGACCCGGGAUCAGCUACACAGCAUCAGUGACUCAGUGCUGUUUCUGCAGGAAUUUGGGGAAUUGAUGAGCAAUUACUCCUUCCCCCCACCCCUGCCCACCUACCAUGUCCUGCUGGAAGGUGAGGGCCUGGGACAGUCGCUGGGCAACUUCAAGGAUGACCUGCUCAAUGUGUGCAUGCGCCAUGUUGAGAAGAUGUGCAAGGCUGACCUCAGCCGCAACUUCAUUGAGAGGAACCACAUGGAGAAUGGUGGCGACCAUCGCUACAUGAACAGCUACACAAACAACUUUGGGAAUGAGUGGAGCACGCCUGACACCUUGAAGAGAUACUCGAUGUACCUCACCCCCAAGGGUGGAGCCCGCACAUCCUAUCAGCCAUCGUCCUCAGGCCGUCUGUCUAAGGAGACCAACCAGAAGAACUUCAACAAUCUCUACGGCACCAAAGGAAACUACACCUCCCGAGUCUGGGAAUAUUCCUCCUCCAUCCAGAGCUCAGAAGACCUGCCCCAGGUCCAGGGCAGCUCCUCCUUCUCGCUGAAAGGCUAUCCCUCGCUCAUCCGGAGCCAGGCCCCCAAGACCCAGCCCCAGACCUGGAAAUCUGGGAAGCAGACUCUGUUGUCUCACUAUAGGCCUUUCUACGUCAACAAAGGCAACGGGAUGGGGUCCAACGAGGCCCCCUGAACACUGGCAAGAGGGACCGAGGCAUCGCACCCCCCACCCUGCCCACCUCACACUUUCUCAGCUGCUGCUGUCCGGGUGGGAGCAGGUGCAUCUCACCUGACCUCAUGGUCAGCCAUGUUCCCUUGAGACUGUCCUGCUUGGUGACCUCUGAUGGUCACCCUUCCUACACCUAGCAGCUAACCUAGGGAGGGCUAAGCAGCAGGUGGGCUUCUCCUCCCUCCCCCACCCUGCCCUUCUGGGGCUGGAUCACUGGGUCCUCUGUGGAAUCAGCCUGCCCUCCCGCCCAUGCCCUUUGGCCUCCAGGCCUGGUGACUGUUCCUCUCUAAGGCAUCAUCUCUGUAGUGUGGGCAGGAGGUGCCAGCCCACCCCUGUCUCCCACUCUUGCAGCCUAACCUUGCCAGAAGAAGACUGGGCCGUGAGGGCACACCUCACCAUAGCCCAGCCUGGCAGAACCUCAGCUUAUUGCCGCCUUGGAGGGGACCUUUCGGUAUCCUGGCUGCCUCCUGCCUGUAGUGUCUGCCAAGCUCACUCUGAGACUGCAGGCCCCGGAGGACAAGCUUUCCCAGCUGGAGGGAUGGUCGUGUUCAGUCUUAGCCCUCUCUUCUACCUGUUAGCACAAGUAAUUCCCUGGAUGCCAUAUACAACAGCCCUGAAAACAGCUAAUGGCCCCGCUUCCCUAGGACUGCUUCUUCUCUGUGGGACUUCAGGCUUUCAGGCUGGUAAUGGCCGCUAGUGUCUGGAAGGCUGUCUACACAUUGCCCUGUCAGGGACUCUGCUGCUCCCCCGGCUACCUUCCAUGCCUGUCACACGUCACAGGGUCCGGAGAGGAGACCAAGUCAAAAGCAGCCUGGUGGCCUCCUAAGUUCAAGGAUGGAUGGGGUCUACAGAGGUGGCCAGCUUGCAGGGGUGGGAGGGGAUUUUUUGCUCGGGCUCUCCCCUCCUCAAUAAAGUAUGCAUCAUGCACUUCUCUGGU
Molecule: messenger RNA, 2852 nt
Organism: Octodon degus (degu)
Lineage: Eukaryota; Metazoa; Chordata; Mammalia; Rodentia; Octodontidae
Gene: Trim29
Product: tripartite motif containing 29
Exons: 9
Coding region: 116-1879 (587 amino acids)
Molecular function (GO): zinc ion binding
Source: RefSeq, a predicted model, not a curated record